UUAACCAAAAAACAUUUUGUAAAUCAGAAGCGAACGGGUCCUCAGAUAAAUUGUGUUAAAUUAAAAUUCCAAAAAUAAAUAAAAUUUAAGCAAUGGCCUACUCUUGGGAUAACCGUGUCGAUUUUGUUGUUCGGUAUAUGUACGAUAUCGACAACAAUGGUGUCCUCGAUGAAAACGAUUUCCAAUGCAUGGCUGUGAGGGCCUGUGUUGUUGAAGGCAAGGGUGACUGCAGCGCUUCCCGUUUGGCUGAAUACAAAAAUUUGAUGACGAAUUUAUGGAAAGAAAUUUCCGAUAUUGCUGAUGAUGACAAGGAUGGAAAAAUCUCCAAUGCUGAAUUCAAAGGUGCCGUAAAGAAGACCUGCGUUGGCAAGAAAUACAGUGAUUUCCCACAGGCCAUGAAAGCAUUUAUUGAAUCCAAUUUCAAAAUUCUUGACAUCAACAGCGAUGGCAUUGUAGGCAUUGAGGAAUACCGUUACAAUUGCAUUACCAGAAUGGCCAUCGAUGAUGUAGCGCCCAUUGACAAGGCUUUCGAAUCUUUAUUGACUGAUGAAGAUAGAAAAGUUGGCGGUUUGAACUUGGAUCGUUACAAGGAACUCUACGCCCAAUUCUUGGGUAACACUGCCGAUAAUCAUCCAGCUGUUUAUCUGUUUGGUCCUCUGUAAGCUGCCUAAAAGCAACCACCACCAAUAUAAAUGGGGUAAACAAAAAAAACAAAAUUUAUUAAAUGUAAAUGUCUUCGCUGUUUUUUAUUUUAACAACAACAACAAUAAAACAAAAACAUUAAGUACUACCUUAUUAAGUUAUACUACAUAUUUAAUUUAUAAACUAUUUUUAAUGAGUUACUUUUACAAAACAUAGAGAAAAAUAAAAAAAGAAAAGAAAAGCACAACAUACUACAUAAAUAUAUAAAAAAAGAAAAAUUAAAAAAACCUUUAAACAACAUGCAUAAAUAAUAAUUACUACUUCUAAUAUUAUUUUUGUCCUUUUAUUUUUAUUCACCUUUCUUUCAUAUAAUUUGUAAUUUGUUUAUUUUUUUUUUAUUUAAUUUUUCGUUCUUGUUUUAGUUUAAUCUUUUAACAACUAUGACAUGAAUAAAAAGAUCAUAAAACACUAAACCAAAAAUAAAUAUGAAAACAAAUACAUACAAAAUCAAAAAAAAAAAAGAAAGAAUGAAAAAAUCGUAAUAUCUAAUUUAAAAUAAUAACUAUAAAAAUGGUAUCGGAAUGUAUCUAAUGUGUAAAAUGAAACUAAACCAAAUAUACUAUAUAAUUUAAUAGCAAUUAAUCAUCUCCAUCUCUGUUGUAGAAUCGUCUGAAAAAAAGCCUAGUUUGUUAACGAAAACAUUAUUAACGCAACAAAAAUUAUAAAAAUAAUAAUAAUAACAAUAACAAUUUAUAGAAACAAAAAAUAUCUGCUCUCCCAGAAUUUUAACUAAUCGUAAAGUCUCUCUCUAACUCUCUUUAAAUAAAAAAAAAAACAAAAACUUUUUUUGAAUUUGAAAAAAUAUUUAAAGUUUUUCAAAAAUUAACCAACCACAAUAAUAAUUAACAAAUCAAAAAGAAAAUAAACUAAACUAAUUAAUCUAUAUUACAUAUUUAUAUUGUUCAUAUUAUUUAUUAUUAUUAUUAAAAUACAUAUUUUAAUUGUUAUUUUGUUUCUAUUGAAUUUUACUUCAAAUCAGUUAAAACUUUGAAUUAAUUUAUUAAAUAAUUAUUAUGCAUAUAAUUAUCAAGUGUUAAUUUUUAAUUAAUUACAUAUAUUUACUAUUUUAUUCAACAAGUUAAUGUUUCUUUUUUUAUAAUUUUUAUUUAAAAACCAAAAAAAAAAACAACAUAUUUUUUAAAAACAAGUAUACUUUAUAUACAUAUUUAUUCUAUUAAAUGUUUGUAUCAGUAACGGUAAUGAAUAAUAAUAAUAAAUACAAUUUAAAUAAAAAAACUCAGAAAAAACAA
This is a messenger RNA of Calliphora vicina (urban bluebottle blowfly), 1952 nucleotides long. It is a transcript of the gene Scp1, whose product is annotated as sarcoplasmic calcium-binding protein, alpha chain. Bases 93 to 662 code for a protein of 189 amino acids. Gene Ontology annotation, molecular function: calcium ion binding. NCBI's taxonomy places the organism in Eukaryota, Metazoa, Arthropoda, Insecta, Diptera, Calliphoridae. The record is from RefSeq and is a predicted model, not a curated record. The transcript is spliced from 6 exons.